AUGCUUAUGUAUUUCUUUUCACCGACGAUGAAGAUGAAGACGUUGGGAGAGAAGUGGGCGGGGUUUAGGGAACCGUCACAAAUACCUAAGAUGGAGCAAUCUAUCUCUUCUCUGGCAUUCAAAGGUUCUAUCAUUGAAGCAAUCACUGAAGCGAAAAGGCAGAAAAAACUUUUUCUAGUUUACAUUUCAGGUGACAAUGAAGACUCAAUCUCUAUGGAUAAAUCUACUUGGUCAAUGUCUAGUGUGGCAGAGUCAUUAUCAAAGUACUGCAUUUUGUUGCACAUUUUGGAAGGAAGCACAGAUGCUGCUCAAUUUUCUGCAUUAUACCCACAAAAACCUGCUCCUUGUAUAACAGCUAUUGGAUAUAAUGGCAUCCAACUAUGGCAAAAUGAGGGUUUUGUUAGUGGUGAGGUUCUGGCUUCAACCCUUGAGAAAGAAUGGUUGAGUCUUCAUGUUCAGGAAACAACUGCCUCUUUUUUAUCUGCAGCACUUGUCUCCAGACAAUCUGAACAAAUUCCCUCUGCAAUUCCUCCUUCCACAUCACCUGAAACUGGAAGUUCUUCAACAUUAUCAGUUAAUACAAAUGACAAUGCUUCAGUGGAUAAAAAAGAUGUAGAUCAUGACAAAAAAUCUGAUAUUGAUAAUUCAGUUACAACAAGUAGCAAAUCAGUUAACCAAGUGAUCACAACUGCAAUUGAAUCUGAAAUUGACAAAAAACCAAACUUGAAAGCUCCUCAAGUGGUUAAAGAUGUAAAAAAGUCUGAAAAGGUUGAUAUUGAUAAUUCAGAUUUGGAUUCAAACACAAACAAAUCAACCGAUAUUCAUUUGAACAUACGAUUACCCGGGGGUAUAAAUGUCCAAGAAAAAUUCGAACCUACAAGCACUUUAAAAAUGGUGAAAAAUCACAUAGAUGAAAAACAAGAAAGUAGCAUUGGCCCUUAUGAUCUAGCCAUUCCUUACCCUCGCAAGGUUUUCACUGACCAAGAUUUAACCAAGACAUUAACAGAGUUAAAUCUACUCGAUAGACAAGCAUUAAUAAUAGUUCCACAUCUGAAAUCCACCAGUCACUACAAACCGCGAUCUGUCAUACCUAACCGUGACACAUCAGUCUCCACCACUGCCACGUCAGCGCCAGAUGGCGAAGGAUAUUUUUCACUUUGGAGAAAGGUUCUAUCAUAUGUUAACCCUUUAGCCUAUUUUGGUGGCAAUAACUCUGUACAGGAUAAUACUCAAACGACUUUGCAAGAAUCUGGUUCUGGGUCUAAUCCGGGCAGCUUUACGGGCAGUAGAAGGUCAUAUCUUGUAACAGAUAACCAAAUCAACAACCCAAGCUCAUCAAGAUUUGGAAGUGGAAGCAAUAUUCACACGUUGAAAAGAGAUGAAGAUGAUACCAAAUUUAAUGGUAAAAACGCUUUUUGGAAUGGGAAUUCCACAGAAUAUGGAGGCGAUGGAGAAAACAAGUGAGAGUUUUUUAUUUUUAUUUUUAUUUUUCGAAAAG
This is a messenger RNA of Lactuca virosa, 1498 nucleotides long. The record is from the annotation of a GenBank genome assembly. Lineage: Eukaryota; Viridiplantae; Streptophyta; Magnoliopsida; Asterales; Asteraceae.